AGAGCGAGAGAGAGGGAGAGUGCGAGAGAGAAAAGGAGUGCGCGAGAGGAUGUAGCUCACAGUCAGGGUGUAUCGUCGUGGGAGCGGUUUGCUCCUCCACACCAGACUUCAUCUCCCUGUGGAUAGAGAAGAGCAGGAGGAGGCGGCUCUCCUCCGGGUGUGUAGCCGACAUUGAUCGCUGAGCUCGCGGACACUGACACGGAUAUCACCGGAGGGAAGCAUGGAUGUGUUGCUGCGUGUGUUCCCCCUGUUCGUCCUGCGCGGAGCCUCCGCCGCGGCUCACUACAAUUGCAACAGUCCUCUGGCGUCCCCGUUACCCCAGUCGUCCUUUCAGAGUUCCACUCAGUCCUCCGUCGGCUCGGCCGCUCACUAUGCCAGGCUCAACAAACGAGACGGAGCAGGCGGGUGGUCUCCCCUGGUGACUGACCAGGAGCCGUGGCUCCAGGUGGACCUCCGGGAGCAAAUGGAGGUGACGGCGGUGGCCACACAAGGUUGUUUCGAUAGCUGGGACUGGGUCAGCAGCUAUAUGCUGCUCUACAGCGACACGGGCCGUGACUGGAGGCAGUACAAAUACGAAGAUGGUGCAGGGCAGAGGUUCGACGGGAACGUGAAUUCGGAGGCUGUUGUCCAGAACAAGCUGUCCCACUCGUUGAGAACCCGAUUCCUCCGUUUCAUCCCUCUCGACUGGAACCCCAGCGGGUGGAUCGGCCUGCGAGUGGAGGUGUACGGCUGCUCCUACAAAUCCUUUGUGGCAGACUUUGAUGGGCGAAGCGCCUUGUUGUAUCGAUUCAACCAGAAAUCCAUGUCAACAGUGAAAGACGUGAUCUCACUUCGGUUCAAGAGCCAUCAGGCCGAUGGCGUUUUACUGCAUGGAGAGGGUCAGCGGGGAGACUACAUCAGCCUGGAGCUGCAUCGAGGGAAACUGGACUUCUACCUCAACUUAGACGAUAGCAGGCUGCGCUUCAGCAGGACACGUGCAGCCGUCACCGUGGGUAGCCUGCUGGACGACCAGCACUGGCACUCGGUCCAUGUGGAGCGCUUCAACCGGCACGUUAACCUCACAGUGGACUCCCACACGCAGCACUUCCAAACCAACGGGGAAGGGCAUUCAUUGGAAGUGGAUUAUGAGCUGAGCUUCGGUGGAAUCCCUCUGCCUGGUAAACCCGGCACAUUCCUUGGCAAAAACUUCCACGGCUGCAUGGAGAACCUCUUCUACAACGGAAUCAAUAUUAUAGACCUGGCGAAGAGACGCAAGCGGCAGAUGCACAGCGCGGGCAACGUGACCUUCUCGUGCUCGCAGCCCCAGCUGGCGGCCUGCACCUUCCUGAGCUCCAACAGCAGCUUCCUGACACUUCCGUCAGCAGCGUCGGCCACAGGGGGCUUCUCUGUCCGCUUCCAGUUCAGGACUUGGAACAGUAAGGGACUGCUGCUGUCGCUGCGUCUGGACCCGGAGCCACACAGACUCGCGCUACACAUCAGCAACAGUCGGCUGCAUUUGACCCUUCACGGCUCGGGGAGACAGAAGGCGGAGGUCAUCUCAGAUUACCAAGUCAGCGACGGACUCUGGCAUUCAGUCAGUCUGGACACCCGGAAUUUACUCGUCACUCUGACUGUUGACGGCAACUCAUCCACCACCAUGGAUCUGAGGGAACCCCUGGAGCAGCGAAGCCACUUUUAUUUUGGAGGCUGUCCAAGCCCUGACUGUCAGGAUCAAUCUCCCGGCUUCCAGGGAUGCAUGCAGCUCAUCUUCAUUGGCGGCCAGCCGGUCAAUCUCAGCCUGGUGCAGCAAGGAUUGCUGGGAGACUCUAACAAGGUCCAAUUUGACACAUGCUCGAUAAGUGACAGGUGCCUCCCGAACCUCUGCGAGCACGGCGGGCGGUGCACCCAGUCUUGGACGUCCUUUUACUGCGACUGUUCGGGAACCGGAUACUCCGGAGCGACCUGUCACAACUCCAUAUACGAGUCGUCCUGCGAGGCCUACAAGCUGAUUGGCAGCUCCUCGGGUUUCUUCUCCAUUGAUCCAGAUGGGAGUGGUCCCCUGGGGCCCGCACAGGUGUACUGCAACAUGACAGAUGACAAAGUUUGGACGGUCUUGGCUCACAACAUCACAGCUCCAGUCAGACUCCAGAGCUCCUCCCAGCACAGACCUCACAUCAUGACUUUCAACUACAGCGCGUCGUCCGAACAACUUCAGGCCAUCGUGUCCAGGUCUGAGCACUGUCAACAGGAAGUGGUUUACAACUGCAAAAGGUCCCGACUCUUUAACACCAAAGAUGGCAGCCCACUGUCCUGGUGGCUGGACCGAGAAGGAGAGAGAAGGAGCUACUGGGGUGGAUUCCUACCUGGAGUGCAACAGUGCUCCUGCAGUCUAGAAGAAAACUGCAUCGACAUGAACUACUUCUGCAACUGCGACGCUGACAGGGACACAUGGGCGAAUGACACCGGGAUCCUGUCUUAUAAGGACCACCUGCCCGUCAGCCAGCUUGUGAUCGGGGACGUCACCAGAGCAGGCUCCCAGGCUGUUUACCACGUCGGACCUCUUCGUUGCUUUGGAGACAAAUCGGUGUGGAAUGCGGCCAAUUUCUACCAGGAGUCUUCUUACAUCUUCUUCCCCACCUCGCAUACGGAACCCACAUCUGAUAUUUCCUUCUACUUCAAAACCAGUGCUCCCUCGGGGGUGUUCCUGGAAAACUUGGGCGUCAAGGAUUUCAUCAGAGUGGAGCUCAGCUCCCCCUCCGUGGUGUCUUUCUCCUUCCAAGUGGGCAACACUCCGACAGUCCUGUCUGUAAAGUCCCACCUCCCGUUGAACGACAGGCAGUGGCACUACGUGAGGAUGGAACGCAACGUGAAGGAAGCUCUGCUGCAGGUCGACCAGCUACCUGUACGUUUCUUGGAGACUCCAGCUGACAGACAUCUGCCCAUUCAGCUCGGAAGCCAGCUGUUCGUAGGAGGCACGGCGUCUCUCAAGAGGGGCUUCUUGGGCUGCAUCCGCAGCUUGCUGGUCAACGGUGUGACUUUCGAUCUGGAGGAGCGGGUGAAGGUGACGCCGGGGGUGAGCGCUGGCUGCCCUGGUUACUGCAGCGGCUCCAGCAGCCUCUGCCACAACAGAGGGAGGUGUGUGGAGAAGAGCAACGGCUAUGCCUGCGACUGCUCCCAGUCGGCCUAUGGAGGAGCCUCCUGUGACCAAGAGGUGUCGGUGUCCUUCGACAGAGAUUCCUCGGUGACCUACACCUUUCAGGAGCCCUUCUCAGUGAUGCUGAACAGAAGCUCGCAGGCCUCCAGUGUGUCGGUGGAGAGCAGCAGCAGCAGCAGAGCAAGAGAGGACAUUUCCUUCAGCUUCAUCACCUCCCAGAGCCCCUCCAUGCUGCUGAUCGUCAACACCUUUAGUCAGCAGUACAUCGCCGUCAUCCUGGCGAGGAAUGGGAGUUUGCAGAUCUGGUAUCACCUUCACACUGACAGAAAGCCAGACGUGUUCACCCCCACUGACAGGAGCCUUGCAGACCGUCGACUCCACAAAGUACACAUCCACCGAGUGGGAAAAAAGCUUUAUGUGCAGAUUGAUCAGGACAUCAACAAAAAAUACACGCUAUCAUCCGACGGAGAGCUGAUCCUUAUCCGAACUGUGACAUUGGGCAAAGUCGUCCGAGGGGAGAGUUUCAGCGAGGAAGUCGUGCAAGCGGCCUCCAAAGGUUUCGUGGGAUGUCUCUCCCUCGUGCAGUUCAACAACGUGGCUCUGCUGAAGGCGGCGUUGACCAAUCGAGGGAGCUCACUGGUCACCAUUCGAGGACCUUUAGUGCAGUCCAACUGUGGUUCCCUGCCAGACUCUUCAUCACACACCCUACAAGAUCAAGCUGUAACACCGGAUAAUGAGAAGAAGCAGUUUGGCCAUGAGGCACAGGCAGAUUUGGCUGUAAUAGCAGCAGUGGUCGCAGCAGUGGUCUUCAUCGCCGUGUGCGCUCUGGCAGUGACGGCCCGCCUCCUCUACCAGCGGCGGCAGGCUCAAAGAGACAGCAGCAGCAGCAUCAAACAGGAGCACACUCACAGCAUGUACACAGACUACAGGACAGAGAUGCACCUCCACAACUCGAUCAGAGAAAACAUGAAGGAGUACUACAUCUGACGACAAAGUGCAGCCUGAGGGCUCAAGCCUCAAACUAACUUCUGCCCUUACAGACUCACGGGUGCUGCUGCAGGAUUCCGUACAAAGCAUCUCCAGGAACAUCCGACGAAUAACCCUGAAGGUCCACUUUCUAAAUGCUCCUGCGCAAACAGGCGGCCGACUUUUUACAGCUGUUAGUGUUUGUUGCUGUUGGUUGUAUUUCAGCUGCUAAGGUUUGUGUCGUGACUAAGAGGACGAGGGAAGACGCAAGCGGAAUUUGGAAUGCUACAGUUUGUUUGACAUGUCAAUAUACCCCGGAAUGCGAAGGAGGCCAAGGUCUGUAAGGUGCGCACAAACCUGCUGCUGUCUUUGUUCUUUUCAAUGAUGGUCAAUGUCGUAGAAGGAAAGGGGCCAAUACUGCCUACACUGUAUGAGUGCCUAAUUUCAAUAAGAGUUUUAUUUCACUAUUUAGAGCUGGCGCGGGGAUUUCAAUAGACGAGAGCUUACUGUCAUUCUUCUCCGCAAAAGACGAUACAGAGACUUUGCUGGCUUUUUGCAGAACGUUCCGCCAUGUUCACCUUUUUGUUUUUACGGAACUCUUGGACAAUGGACCUGAACACCGGAGAAUGUCCAUCUAUUCCAGGAGGCUUGCAUAUUUUUGUUAACUCUGUUGGUAGCCCUCAGACUCCUAUCCUUGAGUAAAACCUUGUGCACCUUCUGGACUGCAGUCAUCCAGUUGUAGACAAGAUUUAACCAAUGACUAAAUGAAAGUGUAACUUAACUUUUAUAAUUGUGUUCUCCUUGUGUAUUAUU
Messenger RNA from Synchiropus splendidus (mandarinfish), 4912 nucleotides. RefSeq names its product contactin-associated protein-like 5. The transcript has 24 exons. The record is from RefSeq and is a predicted model, not a curated record. The coding region runs from base 221 to 4120 and encodes 1299 amino acids. NCBI's taxonomy places the organism in Eukaryota, Metazoa, Chordata, Actinopteri, Syngnathiformes, Callionymidae.